ACUGCACGCCUCGUCUCUGACCACCAUGACCACGCUCGCUAGGGAUGCUGCGGCCUUCAAGUCUGCCCUUAGCAGGCAGGACUACUCCUCCUGGCACUCCCAGCCGCCACCACCCCAUUCUGCACUACCACCACCACCACCACCGAUACUAGCGCCCCCCGCCGACGCCGCCGACACCGUCGAACCGCCGCACAAGAAGAAGAAGCGGCCAAAGUCGAAUGUUGUCUAUUCGCAGCCUGCGGACACGGGCACGGGCACGAACGUCAACACGCAGCUCGUGUAUCUUGUUAACCACCUCAAGUCCAAUGGCAACCCCAUGCGACUGCAAGACCUGGCCAUCAUUACGAACAUCCCCGUCGACACUACUCCUGCGCUCCUAGAGAAGUUCCGGGCACACGACCGCGUCGUACAUGAUCAACGGACGGACCUAUAUUCCUACCGCCAUGACUUCAAUGUACGAAAUAAAGCCGCGCUCCUCACAGAAAUACAGCGACAAACACGAAAGGGAGGCGGAUUAUCCGUGCGGACGCUGAAGGAGAGCUGGAAGGAGGCGCCACAAGCGGUUGAGGAGCUCGAGAAGGAGGGUGAGGUCUAUGUCACACGGACAUUGAAAGACGGGCAGAUGCGGAUGGUGUUCUGGAACGAAAUCAAGCCCGACGAGGAGAGUGGGGGCAUGGCGGUCGAGAAAGAAUUCAACGACCUGUGGCAUUCGCUCACCGUCCCGAACGACGUCGACCUUCUCAAGCAGCUCGCGUCGGAAGGCCUGCAAGCGACCGCGGCUGAGGCGAUUGUCCCGAAAGGACCGGCAGGGAGGAAGAAGGGGAAGAAAUCGGCGGCGCGGCAGCGGCAGGUACGCAUCACGAACACGCAUUUGAAGGGGCAGAUCGACCUCUCGCGAGACUACGUCGCACCUGCGGCGGGGAAGUGAGGUGCGAGGCCGCCUCGAGGUCUUCAUUCAUCAUUGGGCGGAGGUUAUCUGUGCACCUGCCGCGUAUCAUCAUGACCGGUUGCUUGCAUUGGACGGACUCAGCGUGGCUUAUUACAUACAUCCAUCGGUAGACGUGCUGCUUCUGUACAUAUCUACGCAUGUCGUCUUCUCGUAAUACAAAGAGCUUGUACACUAGUCAUAGGGUUCGUUACUCCUCGUGUUGGUCUGACCUCUGUAUUCGGUACUCUUGAGCUUCUACUCAGACGUUCAUGACGCAAAUCAGCUUCCUAGCUUAGUGUAACAGGCAACGAUGCUGGCUGUCAGGG
This is a messenger RNA of Fomitopsis serialis, 1254 nucleotides long. RefSeq names its product transcription initiation factor IIE subunit beta. Bases 26 to 928 code for a protein of 300 amino acids. The record is from RefSeq and is a predicted model, not a curated record. Gene Ontology annotation, cellular component: transcription factor TFIIE complex. Gene Ontology annotation, biological process: transcription initiation at RNA polymerase II promoter. The transcript is spliced from 4 exons. Lineage: Eukaryota; Fungi; Basidiomycota; Agaricomycetes; Polyporales; Fomitopsidaceae.